AAUCUACCGCUGUUUUCGCAGUUGUGUACGUAUAUUUUAGUAUCGUGCUUGCGAAAUUGCUUCGCCUUUGCAAAAAUGAAAAUCGAUGGCGCAGUAGCGGUUGUGACUGGAGGUGCGAGGGGAAUUGGGCUAGAGAUUACCCGUACCUUACUCGUACAUGGCGCAUCAAAGGUAAGCUAAUAUAUCAAUUACUCAUGAAGACUGACGAAUGACUAGUGGCCAAAUCGUUUCAUCUCACAACAAGUUUUUGCCAGUUCCAAUGCGAUUUCACAAAAAUGUCAAACCGUUUUGUACACUGAAAAUUCAAUAUUCCUAAUUGUAAGCCCACGCAUUAGUGAAUUGUCAGUUCCAGCGAAUUCCCACUGCAUACUUGGAAACUGUAUACCUCCGCCGGCAAUUUAAGUUAUGUCUGGCAAAGCAACACAACGUUUUGUUAAUUUCGCAUCCAAUUUUUAUCCAAAUUUAAAUCAAUUUGUCAUUGAGCAAUGUCCGUUGGUCCGACAAACUUUCGUAUUAAUACUGGAAUACUGGUUUGAUAUUUUUAAAAAAAAUUAUCGUGCUGACAGAUUAUAUUAACACAAACAGACAAAUACAAAUGAAAAGCAAAUAUCUUAUUUACACUAACUGCUUUUCUCGAGCCAAGUAGACGUUGACCUGCUUUUUCCCGUACCUGGUAUUUAUAAAAUACUUACAUUCAUCGGGUUCUUAAUGCUGCAGACUAGUCACGAGUCUGGUUUAGGAAUGCAACUGAUCGAACCGAAUCGGUCUAGCGUGUAUUUGUAUAGAGAAUGGCCUGUUCGUAUUUUUGAUAAUUUGAUUUGUUCAAAUUAUUAAAACCAGCACUUUAAAAUAUUUGUGAAAGAAACAGUUAAUAACGUUAUUUGAAAAUUUGUAAGUGAAUCGAUGGGCCAACAGUGUUGUGUCGGUUUGAGACUUUGAGUACGACUCUCAACCUCGGAUCAGUCGGAUGAGAGUAAUUGGCAGGUCACGUGUCACGCGACCUUGAUUAGCUUAGCCUUAGCUGAAACCUUUAUUUUAUUAUAAAUAUAUCUAGAGCCUGAAAUGUCCCCUGUAGGCUGUAACAAUGCAUGACUACUAUGACUGCCAACUCUCAUGAUGUCCAUGAUCAACUAUUCAACUCUCAUUCUCGUUUGACUUUAUACGUUUACACGCUGCGAUUUGUCGGGCCGAUUUUCACAAAUAAUUGUUGCCCCUUCUUCGACAUUUAGCGAUUUAAACGUUCAAUUGAAGCUGUCCUCUCUCUCGUUUGUUCAUAGUUUUCUGCGUGCGAAAAGUUUUCAACAACGUACUUUACAACGGAAGAAAACCCCCUUCAACGUCGCCUUCAUACGUCAUCAAAAUAACGAUAUGACUGACCUUGAUUCAACACUAAGACACUUUUAAGAUCGAUCUAAAUCACUUCAGCGAUCUCCAACCGAAACGAGGUCGGGUCCUUCAGGCUUCAACUUGUGCUAGUGUUCACACUUGCACAAAAACUGGAAUGAAACUCGAAUUCACUGCCGUUAAUAAGCGGGAGAUGCGUUAAUAAGUGGGGGAGAUGCCAGACUGCUAAGCAAGAACUGAUCCGAGACCACCUCUCGAUCGAACUGGUAAUUACUGAAUUAUAUAAAUUGCUAGUGUGAUUGUGUAGUGUCUCGCCGGUCGGUCAAGGACUCGUGAUCAUGAUCAAGGUCAGGCCUAUCAGCACGUGACCUUUUCUAAGUAGCCUACGGGUGCGUUCAAACUACACACGUAAAAAUCUCACAACUUGUCAACAAGAUGUGUUCGCAACAGGCUUGUAGCAAACUUGUGAACAAUUUGUAACAAUACUGUUAUUUUAUCAAAUUACUACAAGGUUGUGACUCACAACUUGUUGACAAGUUGUUGAAUUGCAGGACGAUAACAAGUUGUUGGAACAACUUGUAGCAAGUCUGUCGAGUUCAACAACCUUCCAGCAAGUCGACAACUUGUCAACAAGCUCGCAACAAGCAGUGCGAACACAUCUUGUUGACAAGUUCUUGAAACAGGAUUGCUACAAGUCUGCUGCAGGUUUUCUACAAUGUGUGCGUUUUUACGUGCGUAUACAUCGAUUGUGUAAUUUCAGAUUAUACAACCUGGAGUAAUACAAACGUUUCCAAAUUUCUCAUGCAAUAUUUAACAAAUAUAAAACAUUUUCCGUGUUGAUAUACAGUUAAAUCAACACGAGUGGAAAUUUGGAAAACGAGAAAAUUGUGUGCCGAAACACGACGGCCGGAGUGUUUUCACACAAUUUCGAGUUUUCCCAAUUUCCACGAGUGUUGAUAUAACUCUAUAUCAAUAUGGAAAAAUGUUUUAUAUUUGUUUUAUAAUAAGCACAAAGAAACAUAAAGAAAGAAAUUUUCCGAAGUUUCCGUGUUGACAUUGAGUUAUAUCAACACGGCUCUUAGCCAAUCAACGUUCAGAAUUUACAAAUGCUAUAUUAUAAUCAUUCUUAUCAUUGAAUGCGACCAAAAUGUCGUUUGGCGUACUGCCCUUUCGCACUAAAAUGUUUGAUAGUUUUUUAGUCUUCUUGCUGGCAAAAACAAACGAACACACACACUAACAAAAUAUGAACACACUUUCAAAGGUCGUCUUUUUGGACAUUGAUGAGACUGAAGGCAGGACGACCGAGAAGGAACUGCAAGCAACUUAUGGUGAAGAUCACGUGACAUAUAUGAAAUGUGACGUCAUGAAUGGGACUGAAUUUCAAAGUAUACUGCUUGAACUUUUUAAUUUGUUCUCGUAUAUCUAUCCACUUUUCCCCACUAUGAGACUUUGUGAAUGCAUGCAACAGUAAACGCAUACAACAUUAAUAGUUAAUUGUGUAGUUUAAAUCAUGUUUUAGAUGUCUUGACCAAAAUUUCGGGAGAAAAUCAUGGUAUUAAUAUAUUUUGCAAUAAUGCCGGUGUCCUGGACAAUACGAACUGGAAACGGAUGCUUGAAAUCAAUUUGGUAAGUUUUACAAUUUUAAUAGACGGUUGCAAACUCAUUGAAUCAGUGGUUCUUUAAACUAAAUCUUUCAAUUCUACUUACUACACUGAAGACUAGUCUGGACGAACUAGAACUUCUAGAGUUCUAGCUAGUCCUACAAAUAAUGAAAAGAAUUAAUAUUAUUUUUUCACUCUGAUAACCAUUAGUUGGCCGCUUAUUGAAUCCGACCGAUUACUGUGAAAAUUCACAAGUAAUUUCUUAAUCACUGCAUGUGUUCAAUUCAGACGGCCAUGAUACAAGGUACGAUGAUCGCAAUGGAUUUGCUGGAUAAACACAAAGGAGGACAUGGGGGAGUGAUAGUGAACAUCGCUUCGUUAGCAGGUGAAAUAACAGAAUGCUAACUAACAAUGCUAACUUCCAAUCACUCGCAUGUCUGAGUGAGUGCUUCCAGUGUUUGGGCAAGUGAGUGCUUCCAGUUGUUUGGGCAAGUGAUGACCUUUAGAAUUAGUUGAAGAAUGGUAGGAUAAUGCCCUGCUUCGCCCGUAUUUGCAAUUGGUACGCAGGCUACGCCGAUUGCGAAUUUGUGAAAGUUUCCGUGGGUUAUAUGUUAAUAAAAUUGUCAUUUAAUUCCGUGUUUAUAACAGGACUUCUACCUUAUGAAUUUUCGCCUGUGUAUGCAGCAAGUAAACACGGUGUUGUUGGCUUCACCCGAAGUGUUGCUCAGGUAAUAUUUUACUUCAUGUAUACGUAUAUGGCUUAAAUGCCCGCGUUUAAUUAAAGCUAGCACAGCUCAACUACAGAAGGCGCGCGGUCUCACGCAGUCUCCAAAGUAGUCUGGAACUAUUUUAUUUUAGUCUGCACCCGACAAAGGAAUCCGCUUGAAUCUUGUCUGUCCGGCGUUUGUGAAUACGCGAAUGACAACUGCAAUCACGGAUGAAGAUUGGAUUAAAAUGAUAGAACAUGUUGGCUGUGUCACGUAAGCUUGAAUUUAGAGACGUAAAUUUGAUUCUAGUAAUGAUACAUGCACUUUAGCUAAAGUUAGCAUAGUUUAGGUUUUCGCCCGUAACAUUUGAAGAAUUUAUUGAAUCAUCAGACCAGAACUGAUGGAAUUAUAUCCAGAAUAGAUGAAGCUAGUUUGGUUUAGUCUUUGUUGUUUUAAUUCUUCUUCCUUUUUUUACUCUAGUCCUGACCUCGUGGCGAAAGCAUUCCUUCAACUUGUCAAUGACGACAGCUGUAACGGACAGGCUUUAACAGUAACACUUCAGAACGGGAUUGAUUUUCAUUCUUUUCUUGAAGUUAGCGAUCUAGUAGACAAUUAGCGCCAUUAACCAUGUGCAUCGCAGUGAUCGCAGUGAUCGCACAAGGUUAACAUUUGCGUCAAACGCUACUUCGUACCAGGCGUCGUUUAAUUUGUGUAUUUAAAAGAGCGAGACUUAUGAUGGGAUUACAUCAAGUAUUGCAACAGCUGGGGAAGCGCGAAGGGGCUUUUGGGAAGCGCACUUUUCUCAACAGCCCCUUCACUAAUGCCGGAAGGUACUACCCCCCUAGCGCCGCUCACAGGGUUAAUUAAUGGGAAAUGGGAAGGUCAGGGUUAAUAUUGUGUGUAAACACACUUGGUGAGAAGUCUAGAAACAUGAAACUAUAUUCUCCAAUUAGAAAAAGUAAUUCACCGCAAGGCAAAUAAGGACAAGGCCCCAUUAAACUAUACAUCCAAGUCAGAAACAAAAAUGGGCGUAAGUAAAAAUCACUCGUUCGUGACGCUGUUUGUACUGGCGAGUCUCUCCUUGAUUAAGGUAAAGCAUACAGUUUAGUUGUAGAAUUAAAGUUGACAACGAGUUUAUUAUAUAUAGCACGCGUCACACCUUGAAGCAUUCGGAAAUGACAUGUCCAUUACAAAUAAAUUCGUUUCAUUCCUGCCGGUUAUGUCUAUGCCGAAAAGUGUUGCGCGCAGUUUUAAAUAUGUAUAAAAUUGCCCAAAAAUAAUAUGCGCGGUUAUUUAACUGCGUUAAAUUAGUGUAAUAUGCGCGCGUAUAGUUGUUUCACUACUGUUAUUCAGUUUAGAUAAUACGAUCGAUUAACGCAUUAGGGGAUUGAAUAAUUGAACUGAAUAUUACUAAUAUACUGUUUGGCAACUUUUACCAAAGACAGCUAGCUAGUCGAGGUAACUUUAAAUAGAAAAUAUAGUGAGUUCAGUGUAUUGAGCAGUUACGAUUUGUAAAUUAAAUUUGGGUGAACUGGAAGUAAAUUACAUUGUGUGAUCAGCAU
Messenger RNA from Paramuricea clavata, 5214 nucleotides. Lineage: Eukaryota; Metazoa; Cnidaria; Anthozoa; Malacalcyonacea; Plexauridae. The record is from the annotation of a GenBank genome assembly.